CGAGGGUGGGAGGGGGGGAGCGCGUCAGCCAUUCGUAGGCGUCUGCUGGCUUCCGAUGUUAACUCCAAAUAAUCUAUACGUUACAAACAAACCGGAGCCCUUUUAGGAGCCAGAAAAAAAGAGGAGUUUUAUUGGAGCGUUACAAAAAAAAAAAAAAAAAAAAAAAAAAAAAAAGGCGCUUUUUGCGGGGAUCUUGGAGGAGACCUUCGCUUGUAUCACUGUAACAUCCAGGAUGUCUGUGAGCAUGUCGCCAUCCUCAGCUUCACCGGCCAUGAAGAGUAGGCCUACAUUGACCCCUCUUGCUAUUUCCUUCUCCGGAUCAGAAGCCUGAAGACAGAAGGUGAAAACACAAGAAUCAGGCACAGCAGUGGCAGCCAGCCGGGCCGACGAUCCGAGUGUUUCCUGGCUUUGAUGCGACCCGAGUGCGCCUGGAGCAUGUCCACAGUGGGGCUGACUGCCCAGGAGACAUCUUUUCCCAUAGAACACCCCUUCCUGCGGGGCAGCUACUGUCACAGCAUGGCUGGAUCCAAGUCAUUGUGGAGCUAUACCCACGACAUGGACAACUUCUACUUCACUAUGAAAUCUGCACACACAGAUCGCAGCUCUCAUGGACAGCACAGGAGUCCGCCCUUGCUAAGCUAUCAAAGACAUAAACACAGUUCCAGCACCCAAAAAUUACCUCCCAAGAAGUCACGGCCUUCCCAUCUCUCCCUAUCCUGCGGCGCCGAACCUACCACGCCGACUCCGGCCGACGGCGAACAGGCGGUCCCUUCAUUACAACGGCUCUCCUUUCACGAGUGCAGCAGUCCGCCGCAGACUCCGGACAGGUGCUCCAAGCCUCUGCCGCCCAUCCCGCCGCACGGCAACGUCUCAUCCGAGCAGGCCAUGGACAACGAUGUGGAGUUCUUCACCUGCACGGACGAGAGCUGCUGCCUGGUGUCUCAUCAGUGUUCCAAACCCUCUCCCUUUCAUACGGGACUUACCGGUCGAAGAAGCUUCAGAGACUGCGGACAGAUUAACCAUGCCUACUACGACGGGCCUUUAGGACCGCAAAGCCCGAGGCAACCCCAACCUCAGCAGCUUCCCGCGCAUCCCCCGCAGCAGAAGGAAGUGCACGAGCGUGGACGUCAGGAAUUACCGGCGGUCUGCCAACGGCAGCAGGACAAAGCUCAAAGGAGACUACAGCGCUCUCACUCCGGACCAGCCGGAUCCUUUAACAAGCAUUCCCUACUGCGCCUCAACUAUCACAAUCGCUCCGCCUACAACGCGGAUCCGUCGGCGGUUCCUCCGCCGAUCCCGCCACGGCUCAAGUCAGCAGAUAGAGACACCCGCCGCUGGUCAGCAGAGGUGUCGUACAGCGACGAGGACAAACCGCCAAAGCUGCCCCCGAGGGACCCCUUGUCCUUGGGCAGCUUCCGCACCCCCAGCCCCAAGAGCCUUCCGACGUACUUCAACGGCGUGAUGCCCACCACCCAAAGCUUUGCACCGAACCCCAAAUUCGUCAGUCGGGGUUUACAGAGACAGAACAGCGAGGGCUCACCUUGCAUCCUGCCUAUCAUGGACAAUGAGGGGAAAAAGGACAGCAACACUCAUUACUACCUGCUGCCUCACCGGCCCACGUUUGCAGACUCCAAGUCUGUGGAAAAACUCCUGCUGCCUAUGGACAACCCGGACUCUGACUGGGACUGCCACACAAGGCGGAAAGCAUCCGUGGAUCCAGUUUGAGGAUACUCGCCACUCUCCAAACCGCUGCUUUCAGUUUUGAACCCGUUCGGGGUUGAACGACACAGGGUACGCGCGCACUGUAUCCAGUUACUGCUGACGCAGCCUGCCAGAGGUUGCGUUCAACGCCGUUGAAAUUUAGAUUAUUUUUUUCUUCAGAUUUUCACAUCACUCGAAAAGAUUUUAUAGUCCAUAAAGGUACAAGCGGGCCUUGAACCUCUCUCUCUCAGUGUUUAGUGUCUGGAAGGUUGACCGUGAUGUGUUGGGGCUUUUGUUUGUUUAUUUUUUUUUUUUUUAAAUGCUGCUUUUUAUCUCACUAGGGACAAAAGGUCAGUAAUGUAACCAUGUGACAUUUACUAGGGAUGGGCAUACUCGUCGAUAAAUCACCUCUUAGGUUAAAUCAAUGUUAUAUCGAGUGCGCUGCUUAGUGGCAAACGGGAGAGCCGCCGUUGAUUCGGUUUCAACUGGUUUUGCUGGCUAAAGUGGAGUUAAAAAGUCAGUUUUCAAACUAAACGAGGGACUACCUAAAAAUAAAGGUAGCUCUGCAAGUACUACCAUGACUAAGUGUCAUCAAAUGCAGUCACGUGUUAGGUGUUCAUCAAAAAAAAAGGCAGAGGUUUUACGUCUAAAAACAUUUUGUAAUUUAAUUUCAUUGUAAGCCACUGUAACAUUAUGGACAGUUUUAACAUUAACGCUUCGCUUAAAUAUAGGACAAUAAUAAAAAAUAUAUUUUUUAAAAUGUAUUGCAUAUAAAAGUUCAAUAAAACAUUUACCUAAAUCAAUGUAAAAUCGAAAACUUCUAAAAAAUUAAAUGCAAACUUAUUGUACUUAAAAGUUACUGUACUGGAUUAAAAGAAAAUUUAAGGCACUGUGACAUUCAUUAUGCACAGUUUGAAAAUGAAAUUUAGUGAUUAAUUCGCAUACCACUAGAGGGAGCUUGCGUACCACUAGUGGUCACUUUCAGAAUCAUUCAUUUACUCAAUACGACUCUGGCAUGGAAAGAACAUUCAGAACAUCCAUCCAUCCAUUUUCUGAGCCGCUUCUCCUCACUAGGGUCGCGGGCGUGCUGGAGCCUAUCCCAGCUGUCAUCGGGCAGUAGGCAGGGUACACCCUGAACUGGUUGCUAGCCAAUCGCAGGGCAGAUAGAAACAAACAACCAUUCGCACUCACAGUCACACCUACGGGCAAUUUAGAGUCUCCAAUUAAUGCAUGUUUUUGGGAUGUGGGAGGAAACCGGAGUGCCCGGAGAAAACGCAUUCAGAACAUUCAUUUAUGGAAAAAAAAAAAAAAAAAAGAACAUUUUCCCCCAUAGUCGCACAAAGAAAUUCAGCCCAUCCCUAAAAUCUGAAGUCAUUUUAGGGUCAAAUGAAGGAUUAUCGCACUCGAGUAUCUACUGUAUAUGAGGGUAUGAUUAUCAUCAUUGUUUUUUAUAACGCAUAAAUCACCAGAUGUUUUUUUUUUUUUGUUUUUCCCCCAACUCGUAAGCGCUCGUAGCUUUGCGUGUGCCCACGGGAAAGUCAAGUGCAGCAGCCGUAUCAGAUCCGUAAAAGAACUCUCCAGGGUUCAUCUGCCACCUUUGUUAUUUUAAAAAAUAUUUUUUUGCUUUUUUACAUGCAACCCAGCGAGCGUGGGGUAUUUUGCCAUAACUGUGUGCGCGCUUUCCCGUAUAAAAUGGUUUGGCAGACGUGAGUGUCAGGCAUUAAGGCUUUACACCAUCUUGUCCCAUAUUCUGGCGUACACCAGUUACAGUGGAUAUAAAAAGUCUACACACCCCUGUUCAAGUUCCAGGUUUUUGUGAUAGAAGAAAAUGAGACUGAGGUUAAUCAGUUCAAAACUGUGAACUUUAACCUGUGCAGUGCAAGGGGAAAAAAAUGAGAGGGAAAGUAAAAAUAAACAACUGAAAUAAUGUGGUUGCACAAGUGUGCACACCCUCUUAUAACUGGAGAAUGAACCAAUCACAUUCCAAUUUAUGUUAACUGGGAGUCAGCACACUCCUGCCACAAUUUAAAGCCUUCUGAUUAAUCCCAAAUUAAGUUCAGUUGUUCUAGUGGCCUUGUUGUGUUUUUUGUUUGUUUGUUUUUUUAGUUUUUGUCCCAACGCUGACAGAUAUUUGGAACUAUUUAUAAUUACCCCCCCCCCCCCCCCCCCCCCCCCCCACACACACACACACAUACACCUUGAUUAAGGCUCUAGUCUGAAGAAAUUAUUUAUCUAGAUUUUUUUGGUUGUUGUUUUUUUUUUUUGGAAAUACCACAAAAAAAAAAUUAACAGGGGUGUGUAGACUUAUGGCUCGGACACUGCCUCCAUAAGGCGAAAAAUUGCCCAGGCAGACUCCGUCCGCCCAUUUCAUGGAUGGAAAAAUCACGACUAGAACAGCCAGUGUCCAUCGUCCACUGAGUGUCGUUUGUCUGGGUAUUUUUUUUCCCGCGACCAUACUUGUUACUGCAUUUUUUUCUUUUCUUUCUUUCUUUUUCUUUGUCCUUUUUUUCUUUCUUUUCUUGCUUUUGGAGGUUGCACAGAGAAGCGCCUUGAAGCUGGACAUACACUGUAAGAUAAAGGCACAUGCAACACAGCUAGGAGAAGCACAAUGCUGUGCUCUUAGGGUUGUUUUUAGCAUUAGCAUUCCUAGUCCACAUACGAUGGAAAAAAUGCAUUGAUUUGUUUUGACAGUUGGCAACAAUUUGUAAGCGCUCUACUGACAGCUAGUGGACUUAAGCGGUACAAAUGAACCCUUCAAUCGUUAGUUUUGAAGUUCAAGCCCUUAUGUGAGAGUUGCAAUUUAAAACGAACGCUUUGAACAUUGUAUGCCCAGCUUUAGUGAAUGUAAUCUUACUGAAAUUAUUAUUUUUUUAAAAAUAUAUUUAGUGGUCAAGCUGUGAGACAUUGUUUAGAAAACAUUUGCUACCUCCCUCGAUAUGAAUCCUCCAUUUCACAUUUCUGCCUUUUUCGGUGGGAUGAUCUUUUUAUUUUUUUAUUUUUAUUUUUUUGGCUGAACAACUACAAAGGAGUGUUAGGGUCACACGGAAAAGAAAUACAAUAUUACGUAAAGAAUAAAUCAGCGAUGGUUAAAACAUUGUAAUAUGAGAAUGAAGUCAUUUUUUUUAGUUCAAAAAAGGGUAAAACUAUGAGAAUUAAGUUGAAGUCACAUUUUUUUUCGAGCCAAUGUAAUAUCAUAAGAACAUUUGAUCUAAGAAAUCUGACUUUUCUCAAAACCACAACUUCAUUCUCGUAAAAAAAGAAAUUUAGCUUAAGAGUGACUUUUUUUUGCAAAUGGUUUAGACAUUUUUCUUCAAAAAUUGGAUUUUAUUCUCAUUAAUAGUAUAUAAAAAAUACUAAUUAUAUAUAUAUAUAUAUUAAAAGAAAGACUAAUACUCCUUGGUAAAACAACCAAACGACAAAUGUAUGGGGUUCAUUGUGUGCAUGCGAGAGGACGAGUGUUGUGGGUUUACCUCCGGGGUGUGCGUGGAAACAGUCUUUCCUGUUCUGCUCAUGCAUUCCUGCCUGACAUGAUUGCAGUGGGUGUGGCCUGAGAGACUUUGGCUGCUGGCAGCCGACAGAGAGAGAAAACAUGAUAGGAAUAUAUAUAUAUAUAUAUAUAUAUAUAUAUAUAUAUAUAUAUAUAUACAUGAAUUUUUAUUGUUCUUGCCUUACCCAAUGGACACAUGAGGAUGAUAUUGUAAAUGUAGCACACGUAUCGAAGAACACGGUGUUCACUUUGGGGGAAAACUGCUAACUAAGGUCAACCGGUUAUUGAAGCGUACAUGUUUAUUUAAAAAAAAAGCGUUCCUUUUUUAUUUUUUUUUUAGUAUUUCUGCUCACAAACACAAUGUUGCUUGGACUUUAAAAGUCCCCCCACCCCCACCCGUCCUCAGAGAAAAAAAAAAUGUUUACAUCAUACACUGGUACUAUUUAAUCUUAAAAGGUAUUCAAAUGUCUUAUUAUAGGAAAUAAAAACAACAACUGAAGACUAAAUAACUUCUCUGCUGUGGUGAAGACAUGCACUGGGAGAGUACAGUAUGCUGUGUACAGUAUUUAACGAUUCCAUUUGUUUGUUAUACAUAGUCGUUAGAAAGCAAAAUAAAACCUUAUUUAUAUGUA
Messenger RNA from Phyllopteryx taeniolatus (common seadragon), 5820 nucleotides. It is a transcript of the gene errfi1a, whose product is annotated as ERBB receptor feedback inhibitor 1a. Gene Ontology annotation, cellular component: extrinsic component of cytoplasmic side of plasma membrane. Bases 412 to 1725 code for a protein of 437 amino acids. The transcript is spliced from 6 exons. The record is from RefSeq and is a predicted model, not a curated record. Lineage: Eukaryota; Metazoa; Chordata; Actinopteri; Syngnathiformes; Syngnathidae. Gene Ontology annotation, biological process: regulation of keratinocyte differentiation; negative regulation of epidermal growth factor receptor signaling pathway.